UUUUCUCCAUGAAUUAUAGGAUCGGCGGCGGAACAUGUAGCAUCGUUCUUAACCCACACAGAGAGAGAGGGAGAGGACCGCGAGGCGGUCCCCCUUUGAACUGCAUAGCUCCAUCCUCCGCCUGCUACUCGGCUGAAAGCGCUCCAGUGAAGUGCAUGUAGUAGCAGUCUUGUCUUCGUUCGUGUUUAUUCCAUUCCUUUACCUCUCUCUCUCUCUCCUGUCUCUCUCGGCUAACAGUAACUGCUUCUCCAGCGCAAGAGAUAUAGAGGGAUGAAGCGAGGAUUUAUAACGGACUUGCUCCUUCUGAUGAUCAAUGCAGUUCUCUUUGCAACAACUGCGGCUCCUCAGAAGCUGUACACCAACCACUUCUUGGUGCAGUUAGACGGCGGCGAUGGGGUCGCCCAACGGGUUGCUGCAGACUCAGGCUUCAUCGCUGUCAGGAAGCUCCCAUUUGGAGAUGGACUCUAUCACUUCACUCAUAACGGUAUUCCAAAGGCCAGGCGAAGACGCAGUGCUCGAUACAAGCUUUAUCUGGAAAAGAACCCAAGGGUAAAACAUGCCUCACAGCAAGAAGCCUUUAGCCGAAAGAAGCGAGGAUAUCGGAGUAUUCGUGAAAUUGGUAUCAUGAUGAAUGAUCCUUUGUUUACUAAACAAUGGUAUCUUGUCAACACAGGGCAAGCUGAUGGAACUCCUGGCUUAGACCUGAAUGUGGCUGAGGCUUGGGAGUUGGGAUAUACUGGAAAAGGAGUAACCAUCGCUAUCAUGGACGACGGCAUUGAUUACUUGCACCCUGACCUUGCGGAAAACUAUAAUGCAGAAGCCAGCUAUGAUUUCAGCAGCAAUGACCCAUAUCCGUAUCCCCGCUACACAGGUGAUUGGUUUAACAGCCACGGGACAAGGUGCGCUGGUGAAGUAUCUUCUGCUGCCAAUAACAAUAUAUGUGGUGUGGGAGUGGCUUACUCAUCACGGGUGGCAGGCAUUCGUAUGCUGGACCAGCCAUUCAUGACUGACAUCAUUGAAGCCUCUUCCAUCAGUCACAUGCCUCAGAUUAUAGAUAUCUACAGCGCCAGCUGGGGGCCAACCGAUGAUGGUAAAACUGUGGAUGGACCUCGUGAGUUGACUUUACAGGCUAUGGCAGAUGGUGUUAAUAAGGGUCGGAAUGGAAAGGGAAGUAUCUAUGUGUGGGCCUCUGGGGAUGGGGGCAGCUACGAUGACUGCAACUGUGAUGGCUAUGCAUCGAGCAUGUGGACUAUCUCCAUCAACUCUGCCAUUAAUGAUGGUCGGACAGCGCUUUAUGAUGAAAGCUGCUCCUCGACUCUUGCCUCUACCUUCAGCAACGGGAGGAAGAGAAACCCAGAGGCUGGUGUGGCAACAACUGAUUUGUACGGCAACUGUACUCUCCGUCAUUCUGGGACAUCUGCUGCAGCACCAGAGGCCGCUGGUGUUUUUGCCUUGGCUUUAGAGGCAAAUCCCACCCUAACUUGGCGAGACAUGCAGCAUCUGACAGUCUUGACUUCCAAACGCAACCAACUGCAUGAUGAGAUCCACAAAUGGAGAAGGAAUGGUGUGGGCCUGGAGUUUAAUCACCUUUUUGGGUAUGGAGUGCUUGAUGCUGGAGGGAUGGUCAAAAUGGCCAAAGACUGGAAGACAGUUCCUGAGAGGUUCCACUGUGUCGGAGGAUCGGUGCAGGAGUCACAAACGAUCUCUUCGGAAGACAAGAUGGUCCUAAAAAUAUCGACUGACGCAUGUGAGGGCAAGGAUAACUUUGUCCGCUACCUUGAGCAUGUCCAGGCUGUGCUGACAAUGAAUGCCACCAGACGAGGUGACCUUAACGCCAACAUGACCUCCCCAAUGGGCACAAAGUCCAUUCUGCUCAGCCGCAGGCCUCGGGAUGAUGACUCCAAGGUGGGCUUUGACAAAUGGCCUUUCAUGACAACACACACCUGGGGCGAGGACCCCAGGGGCACUUGGAUCCUGGAGGUUGGCUUCGUUGGCGGCACCGAGCAGAAGGGGGUGCUCAAGGAAUGGACCUUGAUGCUCCAUGGGACGCAGAGUGCUCCUUACAUAGACCAAAGAGUGAGUGAUUACCAGUCCAAAUUGGCCAUGUCAAAGAAGGAAGAGCUGGAGGAAGAACUGGACGAAGCAGUGGAAAGAAGCCUGAAAAACCUGCUAACGAGAAACUAGUUUAGUAAAUGCUGCAUGUCAGUCUUUCAUCCCCAAAUCCCACAUUGUAGCUGCUUUGUGACUUAACACUCCCUGAAAUGAAUGUUUCCUGUUGCAAAAUUAUCACACCUUGCCGUGAUCUUAAAUUCAUCUGUCAUACGUUGUCAGUUAAUAAUUAAAUUUAAAUGACAAUUUUUUUACACCAAUAACUGUUAAUUCCACAAAUUUUAUGUACAGUUGGUGACUGUAAGGAUCGCUGGUGUGUGAAACUUAAAAGUGAAAUCUUGCAAGCAAA
Rhincodon typus (whale shark) is the source of this 2458-nucleotide messenger RNA. RefSeq names its product proprotein convertase subtilisin/kexin type 2 (gene pcsk2). Gene Ontology annotation, biological process: protein processing. Gene Ontology annotation, molecular function: serine-type endopeptidase activity. NCBI's taxonomy places the organism in Eukaryota, Metazoa, Chordata, Chondrichthyes, Orectolobiformes, Rhincodontidae. The transcript is spliced from 12 exons. The coding region runs from base 271 to 2184 and encodes 637 amino acids. The record is from RefSeq and is a predicted model, not a curated record. Gene Ontology annotation, cellular component: Golgi membrane; trans-Golgi network.